CUGCGAGCCCGAUUUCUAGAACUUUCGGAAAUUUGCGUUGAUUGCGCCGGCACGAGUGACUAUAAGUUUCGUGAGAAAUCGCACGAGUCAUUCACGUAUUGUAUUUCAUUCCGGUGAGCGGUCUAGAACAAUCGUCGUACACGAGGUAGAGACAUAUUAUUCCAGCGCACGUAAUGGAUCAGGUAACAUUGUUAAAAGAAAGUGGGAAUGCUGCUUUACAAGAAGGAAAGUUUGAUGAAGCCAUCAAGUGUUAUACAGAGGCAAUUGCUUUGGAUGGCAAUAACCACGUGCUUUAUAGUAAUCGGUCGGCAGCGUACGCCAAGGCAGAGAAGUAUAAGUUAGCAUUGGACGAUGCCGAGAAGACAGUUAAUUUGAAACCAGAUUGGGGCAAGGGUUACUCGCGCAAGGGCAGUGCUCUGGCUUACUUGGGUAGAUACGAUGAGUCCAUCAGCGCUUAUGAGAAGGGCCUGCAGUUAGAUCCGAGCAAUGCACAGCUCAGGAGCGGCUUGGCCGAGGUGAAAACACAGAGAUCGGCGGCCGCGACGAAUCCAUUCAAUUCUCCGGAUAUUUUUAUUAAAUUAGCCAACGAUCCCAGAACAAAGGGCUACCUGUCCGAUCCUAGUUAUAUCAAGCUACUGCAAGAGCUGCGAAGUAAUCCGCAGGGUCUUGGCACUAAGCUGCAAGACACCAGAGUACUUACGACUCUCAGUGUAUUAUUGGGAAUGAGCGACAUAGAGGAGCCGAUGGAAACCGAGCCGGCGAUGCACGCACCGGAAGCACCGAAGGCCAAGCCGCAAACGAAGCCUGAGAAGAAGGAGGAGGAGAAUCUGUCGACGGAGAAGAAGAAGGCUCUCGAAGAGAAGAAUCUCGGGAACACUGCUUACAGAAAGAAGAACUUCGAAGAGGCGCUACAGCACUACAACAAAGCCGUGGAGUUGGACCCCACGGAGAUCAUUUUCUUACUGAACAUCGCGGCGGUAUAUUUCGAGCAGAAGGAAUACCAGAAAUGUAUCGACCAAUGCGAGAAAGCCAUCGAGAUCGGCCGCGAGAAUAGAGCGGACUUCAAGCUGAUAGCAAAGGCGUUUACGAGAAUCGGUCACGCUUACCAGAAGAUGGCAAACUGGAAGCAGGCUAAAGUCUACUACGAGAAGUCCAUGUCGGAGCACAGAACGCCGGAAAUCAAGACCCUGCUCUCAGACAUCGACAAGAUCAUUAAGGAAGAGGAGAGGAAGGCUUACAUUGAUCCAACGAAGGCAGAGGAGGAGAAGGAACUCGGUAAUCAAAAAUACAAAGACGGCGACUAUCCCGCGGCGAUCAAGCACUACUCGGAAGCCAUCCGGCGCAAUCCGGACGAUCCCAAGUACUACAGCAAUAGAGCGGCCUGUUAUACCAAAUUGGCGGCAUUUGACCUUGGGCUGAAGGAUUGCGAGAAGGUCGUUGAGCUGGAUCCGAAGUUCAUCAAAGGUUGGAUUAGAAAAGGGAAGAUUCUGCAAGCCAUGCAACAGCAGGGCAAGGCGCUCACGGCGUAUCAGAAGGCCUUGGAACUGGAUCCACAGAAUAGCGAGGCGUUAGAUGGUUACCGUUCCUGUGCUGUAUCCGCUAAUUCCAAUCCCGAAGAAGUCAGAAAGAGAGCGAUGGCGGAUCCGGAAAUACAAAGUAUACUGCGGGACCCAGCGAUGAGAUUGAUCUUAGAACAAAUGCAGAGUGAUCCACGAGCUCUACAGGACCACUUGAAGAAUCCCGACAUAGCGGCUAAAUUGCAAAAACUUUUAGAAUCUGGUCUCAUAGCUAUUCAUUGAAGACAUACUCUAACCACAUGGAUACUUAUCGUCAUACUGCUCUUAAAGAAACAAAAAUCUGUGUUCAAAAUAUCACUCGAAGUAGAAGUUACGUUGUACACACGAUUCUUUCAUGCGGAUGCAGUGGCCUUUAGUGUCAUCGACGACUUUUGCAUCGUGAGUCUUGUCACACAGUGAUCAUAUGUAUACUGAUACAUAUAUAUAACAUACAUGUGUGAAGCUUUUUGUGCAACCAAGGAAAACAAAGUGUAACCUGAUGGAGCUGUGAACUCUUGUGUAAUAUUUACAUAAAAAAAAACUUACAGUUGAAUUGGUGGCUAAGCUAUGAAUACCACUACCUUGGUAAUUGACACGCAAUAGCGCUAUUGUAUGUUUCAGAUAAAAAUGCAUUAAGCUAAUAAUCUAUUAAAAUAGUAAUUUCUUCACCUAAAAUUAUUUCUGUAUAUGAGGCAGAUGUUAGAUUUACAUUUUACCAUAAUGGUUUAGUUCUUAGUACUGAUGUUAUAAUGAAUAUAAAGUAAAACUAAAAUGAAAAAGCAAGUAAUACGAGAAACGCUUACAGAAUAAAAACUUUUUAAAUUGAAUUGUCUA
Messenger RNA from Odontomachus brunneus, 2390 nucleotides. It is a transcript of the gene Stip1, whose product is annotated as stress-induced-phosphoprotein 1. Gene Ontology annotation, molecular function: Hsp90 protein binding. Lineage: Eukaryota; Metazoa; Arthropoda; Insecta; Hymenoptera; Formicidae. The transcript has 4 exons. Bases 174 to 1799 code for a protein of 541 amino acids. The record is from RefSeq and is a predicted model, not a curated record.